Ziziphus jujuba (common jujube) is the source of this 948-nucleotide messenger RNA. Its product is annotated as HVA22-like protein e. The coding region runs from base 273 to 725 and encodes 150 amino acids. The record is from RefSeq and is a predicted model, not a curated record. The transcript is spliced from 5 exons. NCBI's taxonomy places the organism in Eukaryota, Viridiplantae, Streptophyta, Magnoliopsida, Rosales, Rhamnaceae.
CGACACGUUUAAGGCAGAAUCAGAUCCUGACUUCUCUACGGCCACGUGGCUUCUAUUCUGUAUUGUAUAAAAUUGGCUCUUUCCUCCAUUGACGUAACUUUCAAAGUCAUCUAAACUAACCCAUCUUUGUCUUUCUUGUAGUAUCUCUGAACCUUUAAUUUCUUCUCCCUGAAUUAUCUUUUGGUUUGGCCAAUCUUUCGCUAGUUUGCUUCAGUUUUUAGUUUCUUUGUUGUUUUCUAUCUGAGACCCACAAAAAGUUGAAAAAAGGAAAAAUGGGAAAAUUUUGGACUUUGCUUACCCAACUUCAUUCCGUUGCUGGGCCUGUGACCAUGUUACUUUACCCUUUGUAUGCAUCGAUUGUGGCUAUGGAGACCACAUCAAAACUAGAUGAUGAGCAGUGGCUUGCUUACUGGAUUUUAUACUCCUUUAUCACUCUCGCGGAAAUGGUCCUCCAACCCAUUCUUGAGUGGAUUCCAAUUUGGUACACUGUGAAGCUGAUAUUUGGGUUAUGGUUGGUUCUACCACAAUUCAAAGGAGCAGCUUUUCUAUAUGAUAGAUUUGUUAGACAGCAAAUCAAAAAGCAUGGAUUUUUGGGCCAUCAUCAGCAGCAGCAGCAUCAGCAGCCACAGCAGCAGCAACAGCAAAAAUCAUCCCCCAAUGGCAAAGGAAAGAAGAAGUUUGUGCAGUUUAUCACCACCAAGAAAGAUGAGCAUGAAGCUUAUUAAAGGAUGGGGAACCGGCUUAAGAUCAGGAUCUUGGACUUCAAGUCUCUUGGAUUGAACUUUUCUUUUACUCUUUUGGACUUUUGUCUAAAAAUGUUUGCUUGGUCUUUGUAAAUUCAUGUACAAGUCACUACUUGUAAGGCUUUUGGUGACACACCCUACAUUUGAAUUAAUAAUGAUGUUUUAAUGAGAAAAAAUAUGCAAGGCAAAGAUGACUUUGUUGAAA